This is a messenger RNA of Metarhizium robertsii ARSEF 23, 2178 nucleotides long. RefSeq names its product Ankyrin repeat protein. Bases 1 to 2178 code for a protein of 725 amino acids. The transcript is spliced from 4 exons. The record is from RefSeq and is a predicted model, not a curated record. Gene Ontology annotation, molecular function: protein binding. Gene Ontology annotation, cellular component: cytoplasm; nucleus. Lineage: Eukaryota; Fungi; Ascomycota; Sordariomycetes; Hypocreales; Clavicipitaceae.
AUGGACAAGGAACUUGAACAUCGCCACCUCGAAAAUGCAGAUAUUCUUGAACUCUUUUGUCUACAAGGUAACCUGGAACCAACAUUGGGAUGCGAUGGGCCGUCGUUGGCGGCAAUGCAUGAUUCCUCACCGCCCAAUCCGCCUAAGAUGCUUGAUUUACUCACUGAUCGAUGGAGCCACGUCGUCGGCGCCUAUGUUCGCCUGGAAGAUGAGACACAGCACCUACUUGUCAAUAACGCAUACAUGUAUCUCAAGGAAGAUCCAGCGUCCCGAUGGCCUCAAUUGCUUGCGCGUAGCAGUCGAAACUCUAGUCCAUCCUGGUCGUGUUGCGCCAAGUCCGAUAAAACUCACACGACCCAGCGCGAGCCCGCGUCCACCAGUACAUACCAUGACCCAGCCGAAGGAACGGAUAAUGGCCUGUCAACGCUUAAUUGCAGCAAGGAGGAGGUAGCUGCCACUGCCCCUCCUAUCCGGGAUAUACCUCCUAAAUCCCGAACCCACGGUAAUCAAAUUUCUGGUCGAGGUUCACUAACCUGCCCUCAUUGCAACUUACGGGCCAUUCGAACUAUUCGAUCACUCGUUACCCACGGAAGAAAUUGUUCCCAAACACCUAGUUCAGCGCGGGCGAAAACUGUCGUGAUCCCCCAUAGGACUUGCAUCUAUGAGUGUGGCUAUAGUCGCAACAACUACGCGAGACACGAGAAUCUCCAGCACUAUAGGUGCUCUUGCGGCAAGAUUACCACGAAGUCGCACAAGGACUGUCUACCCAUACGGUCUACACCGAUCGACCCUGUUAAAUAUUUUGUCUAUCCUCCUAUAGAAACUCCCAAGCCAACACCAGAUGAUAUACUCGAUACAGUAUUCAGCGGUCUGCCGCCAUUUCUUGCGCGAUUACUAGAACCCUUAGACGACCAUUCAUUGGCUUCGACGGUACGCAGGGCUCUCCAAAAAUGCCAAGGCUUGGUGGCUCCCAAGUAUAACGGGACCGAUCCUCCUGAAAUAAUAAUUACGGAUAAUGCAGGGGAGGCACGUCACCAACAUGUGUCCAAACUCAUGUCAAACACACUUCCCCAGUUUCAACUAGCGACGGAGAACGUAGUUCCAGACACGGCCGAGGUGGUUGAGUUCGCAAUGAACGGAAAUAUCGACGGUCUAAAAGACCUGUUUAGUAGAAAGCUAGCGUCUCCACGAGAUUGGGCGCUUUACGGUGGAAUGCACCAAUUUGAAACUGUCCAAUUUUUGAUCAAUCAUGGGGCGUACGUGGAUAAAGAUUCGUAUGAGCAUGUAUAUGAUUUUACAUUCCGCGGGAAAUGCAGCAAUAUGGAGCUGCUGGGGCUUGCAUGCGUCAGACUCAGCCAAGGAAACGACUGGAUUGAGGAGCAGAAGUUCCCCCUGAUCCACACGAUCAUCCUGGGCAUAUCCAACAGGCGGCUCGAGGCUGAGCUCAAGGCUAACCCAAGCGCCGUCCAUUUACGGGAUGCUCAGGGUCGCACCGCGCUCGACUGGGCCACAGCGCGGUCCCAGCUGGACGACAUGAAACUCCUGAUUAACCACGGCUCCGAUCCAAACAGUAUGGAUAUCCAGGGCCGUACCACUAUCCUGCACGCGGUCGACAGUCACAGCGACGAGGCCGUGCGCAUCAUCCUCGAGGCAGGCGCGGACCCUAAUCCAACGAUGCCAAAUGGAAAACUUCGCAGCAGCCCGCUUGCGUCAGCCAGCUUUGGCGGCCUAGCGGAGACGAUCACGCUGCUCCUCAAGCACGAGGCCAAAGUCAACGCAUGCAACCCAGAGGGUCGGACUGCGCUGCAUUGGGUAGCCCUCACGGACAACGUCGAAUGUGCAACCAUCCUUCUCGAAUCGAAGGCCGACCUAGACUCUCCGCUUAUGACAGCUAUAACCCACAACAGCCAUGCAGUUCUAGAACUUUUCGUCGGCCGGUGUACCACCUCCUAUCCCAUGAGAGAACCUCAAUUUCUGGACCAAAUAGCCAAACACGCGGACGUGAAGACGAUGUCAGUACUUGCGUCGUCUUUGCCACUGAAGAUGUCUUUAAACUUGAGCGAAAACAGCUUUGCCGCUUGCCAGGAGAACUUACGGCUGCGUGAAGACUAUAAUCAGGAGCUGGACUUCGCUUUCGAGCAACUGGUUUUCCCCAUCGUCAGGGUCGCUGUUUCCUAA